CAAGCUGGGGCCGCUCGAGAAAGGAAAACAACGCAGCCCCAGAAACCCCCCACACCGGCGAGAUUUUUUCAUAGGCUCAGAAGUAACUUAUCUUAUUCCCUGUCGAACAACGCCUUUCUAACUUUCUGACUCACCAUUUUACCCAAGCGAGCGCCAACCGAACCCCUAUCUAUUGGGUCUAUACCCAUGGCGAUGAUCUGCCGUGCUUGAAGCCACCUCACGCUGAAAUCAAAACACCACCUCACCUCACCACCACAACACAUCACCACAUCGCCAUUCCCACAAGCAGAGUUUUCCUUCCCCCCCAUGAGUCGUAUAAAAAGGAAUAUCGCCCCUAGCCGGCGAAAGCAGCGGAGUCAAAGAAAGCAAGUCGAUAGCACCGACAGGAAAGAUGAAGAAAUAUACGAGUGCAUCGUCGUGCGAUUUCCUGGCGAGAUCGGGGCGCGUGGGGAGGCGCGCGAAGGCGUGAGCACGCCGAAAAUGACCGAUGGUGUCGCUCAAGCUAUGGAUUCAGCUGAGCAUGUGACGUGCCCGAAUGAUACGCUCCCUGUGAGGGCGUCUGGGGCGAGAAAUACACGCUCGCGGGCUCAGACAAGAGUCUCUGCGCAAGAGUCCGAGAAAAGUGCAUUUACUCCCGUCCGCGGGACACGAGCACGGAGAUCGGCGUGUGGAAACCGAAUACCUAAAGCUCCAUACGAGGAGACGAACGGGGUUUUCACCCCCCCGCAGCCAGCCGCUACUCGCAAGGGGAAAGAGCGAGUGGCGGACACUCCAGAGACAAAUCCGCCGGCUCGGCGAGGUGACCGGGAUACGUCCAAUCAUGAUUCCGCACCAACAGCCGAAACACCAAAGCCGGCCCUCAGGCGGUCCACAAGAAAAAUCCCGGUUUCGUACUACCCGCCUGCGGAGACGAAGCGGAGUCUUGCGAGGCCAGCCAAGAGGCCCAGGGCCCAGGUGAGCCGGGAUUCGGGGGCUAUCAUGUUUCGCUCGGAGAUAGACUAUGACAUACCAACGGAGUUUGAGGAGAGUAACGUUCGGGCGGAUCUGACGGAUAGGCCGGCCGUUCCGGUGGGGCGGGGGUGGGGGCUGAGUCGCGGGCUAUGAACAAUCUGGCCGUUGGGUGCGCUAUGAUUAAUUUUUGGAGUCUAUGGUGUAGUGUUUGGGACAGUAUGGGUUUAUGGAAUCCCGGGGGAACCGUUGUUCUGGGGGAGGCAGGAGAGACAUUCGCUUGCUUAGGGGAGGGGGUGAGAUUUUGUUUGUUCGACGGCUAUGAAGUUUGGGCGGGGGCUUGUUUUUCGGAGGUACAUUUUAUCAGACUUGAGUUUAGGGGGGCGACGGGCCAUAUAUAUACGCCUGGGGCGAGAUCGCUAUCGUAGGUAUAGGAGUUCUGGAAUAUUUACACUGCUAGUUAACGAGAGA
This is a messenger RNA of Tuber melanosporum (Perigord truffle), 1419 nucleotides long. RefSeq lists its product as uncharacterized. The transcript is spliced from 3 exons. NCBI's taxonomy places the organism in Eukaryota, Fungi, Ascomycota, Pezizomycetes, Pezizales, Tuberaceae. The record is from RefSeq and is a predicted model, not a curated record. Bases 307 to 1104 code for a protein of 265 amino acids.